Messenger RNA from Candida albicans SC5314, 1158 nucleotides. RefSeq names its product Asr1p (gene ASR1). The coding region runs from base 1 to 1158 and encodes 385 amino acids. NCBI's taxonomy places the organism in Eukaryota, Fungi, Ascomycota, Pichiomycetes, Serinales, Debaryomycetaceae. The transcript has a single exon. The record is from RefSeq and is a predicted model, not a curated record.
AUGGGUUUAACUGACAAAUUAAAAGGAAUCAAGAAGGAUGAUGUUGACAACAUCAACAGCCAAGCCGGGAAAUAUGCCGGUGGCAAAGACGGUCAAACUGGUACUGAUCUUGCCCAAGACAAGUAUAAGCAAUAUAAAGCUGGAAAAACUGCUGAUAGUGCAAAAGAUUCAUUGACUGGUCAAAACCAAGGAGCCAGUAGUGGUACUUCUGGAUAUGGCGCCGGCGCUGGUACUGGUUCUGGUGCUGGUGCUGCUGGUGUUGGCGCUACAGGUGCUGACCUGACCAACGCUGCUUAUGGUGGUACUAGUCAAUCUGGUACUGGAUACGGAUCAUCAAACACUGCUAGUGGUCAUCAACAAGGUUCCACUCAUUCUGGUAGUCACGUUGAUAGAUCCUCUGCUGGUGGAUAUGGUUCUACUGGAUAUGAUCAACAACAAACAAGUGGAAGUUAUGGAUCUGGCGUUACUGGUUCCCAUGGUACUACUGGUGCUCAUGAUUCUACUGGCUACGGAUCUUCUCAAACUGGAACUCACGGUAAUGCUGCUUACGGAUCUUCUCAAACCGGCACUCAUGGUGCUACCGGCACUCACGAUUCUACUGGUUAUGGUUCUCAAACUGGUACUCAUGGUACUACUGGCUAUGGAUCGUCACAAACUGGUACUCACGGUGCUUCUAGUACACACGACUCUACUGGUUACGGGUCUUCACAAACUGGUUCUCACGGUACCACUGGUUAUGGAUCAUCACAAACAGGUACUCAUGGUACUCACGGUACUCAUGACUCCACUGGUUACGGAUCUACUCAAUCUGGCUCCCAUGGAUCAACUGGUGCCCGUGGUACAACCACUGGUGCUCAUGGUUCUUCUUCUUCUGGUUAUGGAUCAUCACAUACUGGUACAGCUGCUGGUGCUGGUGCUGGUGCAGGAUACGGUGCUGCCACCACUGGUAGUGGACAUGGCGAUUCCAGUUAUGGUCAAACUUCUACUGGGCAUGGUACCCACUCUUCUGGCAGCCAUCAAGGACUUAGUUCCAAAUUCAAAACAGGUGUUGACCAUCUUGAUGCUAAGAUUGCACAAUUACCAGAACAUUUGCAAAAGGAAGCACACAAAGAAUUCGAAAGAGGUUACAACGAUGCUAAGAAAUCAUUUAAAUCUUAA